AUGGCGGAGACAGUGGCAGACACCCGGCGGCUGAUCACCAAGCCGCAGAACCUGAAUGACGCCCACGGGCCGCCCAGCAACUUCCUCGAGAUCGAUCUGAGCAACCCCCAAACCGUGGGGGUUGGCAGGGGCCGCUUCACCACCUACGAAAUCAGGGUCAAGACAAAUCUUCCUAUUUUUAAGCUGAAGGAAUCUACAGUUAGAAGACGAUACAGUGACUUUGAAUGGCUUCGAAGUGAGUUAGAAAGAGAAAGCAAGGUUGUAGUUCCCCCGCUCCCUGGAAAAGAGUUUUUGCGUCAACUUCCUUUUAGAGGAGAUGAUGGAAUCUUUGAUGACAGUUUUAUUGAGGAAAGAAAGCAAGGACUGGAGCAGUUUAUAAACAAGGUCGCUGGUCAUUCCCUGGCACAGAAUGAACGUUGUCUCUACAUGUUUUUACAGGAUGAAAUAAUAGAUAAAAGUUAUACUCCAUCCAAAAUAAGACAUGCCUGA
Elephantulus edwardii (Cape elephant shrew) is the source of this 489-nucleotide messenger RNA. Its product is annotated as sorting nexin-3-like. Lineage: Eukaryota; Metazoa; Chordata; Mammalia; Macroscelidea; Macroscelididae. Gene Ontology annotation, cellular component: early endosome membrane; retromer complex. The transcript has a single exon. Gene Ontology annotation, molecular function: phosphatidylinositol-3-phosphate binding. The coding region runs from base 1 to 489 and encodes 162 amino acids. The record is from RefSeq and is a predicted model, not a curated record. Gene Ontology annotation, biological process: late endosome to Golgi transport; endocytic recycling.